AUGCUCACCUGGAAGGGGUGCACCUCGAAGCCGAAGGGUCCCAGCGCGGUCUGGAUCCGGCGCUCCAGCUCAGUAGCCGUUGACUCCAUCGUGUAGGCACUGGGCUCCUGGCUGCCCGCGCACUUCUGUUCACAGCUCCCACGGGGCGCCGCGGCGAGCGCGCUCCCUGCUGGGAUACGUAGUCCGUUGCGCAGACGCGCUAGGCCAACGGCUCCGCAGCGCGGCGGCCUGGGCUUCCUGGCAGGCUUCGCGACUGACGUUGGCGGGUGGGGCGCGCGUACAGCCUGCUGGGAGUCGUAGUUCGGAAGCCGUGCCAAGCCCGUUAUGGCCGCGGGAGACAAACUCGGUGUUCCAGGAGGCCCCGCGGCGGCGCCGGCGCGCUAGGUUUGAAUUGGGUAGCGUCGGCGGGGGCGAAUCAGGGGCCAUGGCUCCGGUGGCCGGGGGCCGGGCGGCGGUGGCGGCGGGCUCCGCGUUUUGGAGCCCUCGCUGAGUCCCGUGCGUCCCGAACCCCGGCUUCCGCGGCAUCCCCGGGUCGAGCCCCCGCCGCCGGCCCCGCCUCCCACUCAGUCUCGGCCUGGCUCCGCGACAGGCCCGGUCUGGCCCUAGGAUAGCCUUGCGCAGCCCGCUCGCUGCUGGGGCCAGGCCCGGCGCCCCAGCUCAGCGCCGCUCGCCGGCUGGAGCCCUCGGGCCCCGGCUGCGGCCUGCCGCCUUCCACCCUGGAGCCGCCGCGCCCGAUAUUGUCCCCGGCGUCCGAGGACUCCAGCUGGGCUGAGAAGCUCGACUCACUGCUGCAAGUCACCGACGGCAAUGUGGCCCGGAUCAAGCAGCGUCUCUGCCCCCUUGGCGUCUCUUCACCAGGCAAUUCCAGCCUGACUCCUUCUGGGUCCUGGAUGCCCUGUUCUAAUCCUGAAGGGGAACUGCCUGGUCACGUCUGGACCCUGGAUCCCCCCUCUGAGGGGCAGGGCUGGGAUGAUGCCUGCUUUUCCUUGUCGAUGUGGGAUGAAAUCACCACUCUCCGGAGCCAGCUCCGGACCCAGGCUCAGGUGACAGUGCUGAUGAGUCAGGCUGUACAGGGCCUGAUGGAAGACAGGGAGCGUCAGAGAUGUCAGAUUGAUGACCUGGAAGAGGAGCUGGGCCGGCUGCGAGGGGCCCCUGAAGGGCGAGCGAGGUUGGAGCAACGCAUAGAAGACCUGAAUUCAGAGCUGCAGAGCCUACGUCGACAGCUGCAGGCCCGUCCUGGGGAGGCCAGUGUGACCGCCCUCUUGCGCCAGGAGCUACAGAAUGAUCGCCAGCUGCUGUGGGAGGAGUAUGAGACCGUUCGAGGGGAGCUGAAGCUUCUGCGGGACCAGCUGGGCCAACAGCAGGAGUUAUUACUGAGACAGAUGGCUGAGGCCAGGCAGGCUCAGGGGCGGAGCUGGAAGGUGCUGGAGCAGGUACAGAGCGAUCAGGAAGGCCAUAGCCGGGUGGUGGACGCUGCCAGGGUGGAGGCCCAGGAUGUUCAUCGGGAGAUCGAUCUUGUCAGGGCCAUGGUAUGUUCUUUGCAGGCCCAGGUGCGAGGGGAUCACCCACCCCGGCCAGAUUCUGCGAUCUCUAGCUCUGACCUGAGCCUCUCAGACAGUGACAGCAGCUGGGACAUACCUUCUCGGAAGACAGCUAUGCCAGCAGACCUCCAGAGCAACAAUGAGUCCAGCACCGAUUCCAGCAUGGAGCCCAGCACGUCCAGGCCUCCUGUGAGGAGCCCCCAGACAGCUGAGCAGUCAAGCAAGGCACCCAAGCGGCUCCUUAGUGACCUGUGAAUGGGCUGGCUAGCACUCCAUGCCUUGGAGUGGUGCAGGACAAAGGAAGGGCUUCUGGGCAGAGUGAAACAGCUCAUUCCCAGCAGCCUCCCCUUCCCCCAGGGGCCUUGAGUGGCUUUCUUGAGAUUUCUUGAGGGGCUGCUGGCCCCAAAUCCCUGCACUCUGCUCACUGGUUCCUCUCUGUUCCUCCUCUUCAUCUCCUCUAAGAUUUCUUCCUUUCCCCUAUCCUUCAAAUCUGCAAUAAAAAAUGUUAACUAUG
Trichosurus vulpecula (common brushtail) is the source of this 2055-nucleotide messenger RNA. It is a transcript of the gene CCDC163, whose product is annotated as coiled-coil domain containing 163. The transcript has 10 exons. The record is from RefSeq and is a predicted model, not a curated record. Bases 891 to 1796 code for a protein of 301 amino acids. Lineage: Eukaryota; Metazoa; Chordata; Mammalia; Diprotodontia; Phalangeridae.